Peronospora matthiolae is the source of this 366-nucleotide messenger RNA. Lineage: Eukaryota; Oomycota; Peronosporomycetes; Peronosporales; Peronosporaceae. The record is from the annotation of a GenBank genome assembly.
AUGUCGCUAAGCCGCGACAACAUGUUGGACCUUACACAAAAACCGAAAGGGUCAGUAGGGGCGGAGCACCCUGCUGAUCCAGCAACGUCAAGAGAAUUUGCAGGACUCUUGACGAAGACUGCUUCCAACACACAGUCGCUGCGUGUUACUGCCCCUAGUGAUGAGAAGUCCCUCAUCACUUCGAAGAUCAAAGUGAAAAGUGGAAUGUCACGUCGCGCCCUAGUGGACUGUGGGGCGUCGAACAGUUUCAUUCGACGCCAGUCUCUAGAAGAUAGUAGACUCAACUAUGCUGAGCGAGAGUUCCCUCCAGCGAUGAUGACGAUGUGCCUUUGUACAGGCACAUCCGUAACAGUGAAAAACGUGUAG